Balearica regulorum gibbericeps (East African grey crowned-crane) is the source of this 4753-nucleotide messenger RNA. The record is from RefSeq and is a predicted model, not a curated record. NCBI's taxonomy places the organism in Eukaryota, Metazoa, Chordata, Aves, Gruiformes, Gruidae.
GUUUUCUGGGGUCAAGAGCAUUUGAAUUGUUUAGUUCUUCUCCAGGAGCUUCUGCAGCAGUACCUCGCUAGAAAGGGCAGUGUAGAGACCUUGACAUCUGAACGGACACACUCCACUUGUUUUUCUACAGAAAGGAAUCAGGCCUCAAAAACUGAGCAUACCUCAGAUGAUCUGAGAACAGGCCUGUUCCAGUAUAUACAAGAUGCAGAAGCACAAAAACUGCCCAGUGCCUAUGAAGUUGUGUUUUACAAUGAAACUGAGGAUAGUCCAGGAAUGAUGUUGUGGAGAUAUCCAGAACCCAGAGUGCUCACUCUUGUAAGAAUUAACCCUGUUCCUUUCAAUACCACUGAAGACCCAGAUAUUAGCACUGCUGACCUUGGAGAUGUUCUUCAGAUUCCUUGCAGCUUGGAGUACUGGGAUGAGCUUCAGAAAUCAUUUGUUGCAUUCCGGGAAUUCAGUCUAUCAGAAAGCAAAGUCUGUGAACUACAACUGCCCAGUAUCAACCUUGUGAAUGAUCAGAAAGAGCUCAUAGCCUCCGAUCUGUGGAGGAUUGUCCUGAACAGCAAUCAGAAUGUGGCUGAUGACCAAAGCUCAGAAAGUGAAUCUGGCUCACAAAGCGCGUGUGAUCAGCUUGUAACCCCCACAGCAUUAGCAGCCUGUACCAGAGUUGAUUCCUGUUUUACUCCUUGGUUUGUGCCAUCACUAAGUGUGUUGACCCAAUUUACUUAUUUGGAAGUCCACCUCUGCCAUCAUCUUGAUCAGCUGGGCACAGCACCACCAAAGUUUCUUCAGCCAUUUUUAUCUGAUAAGAACAUGCCAUCUGAACUAGAAUACAUGAUAAUUUCCUUCGAUGAGCCUCAUGUGUAUCUUCGUCGGUGGAGCGAUGAGUCGAUGUUCCAGGAGAUCCAGUUUUCAACUCAAGCGGACUGUAAACUUCUGGAGUGUCGAAAUGUGACUAUGCAGAGUGUUGUGAAACCUUUCAAAAUCUGGGGGCAGAUUGCUAUUUCCUGCGGCACAGUGGAAAGGCUGUUGGACUGCACGAUAAUGGUGGACCCCAUUUUCAUCAACUUUGGCCAAUAUGCGCUUCAUUCUCUAAAUACAGCAAUUCAAGCUUGGCAGCAGAACCAAUGCCCUGAGGCAGAGGAAUUGGUCUUCAGCCAUUUUGUGAUCUGUAAUGACACACAAGAGACACUGCGGUUUGGCCAGGUGGAUACUGAUGAAAAUAUUUUGCUGGCUAGUCUCCGCAGUCACCAGUACAGCUGGCGCUCUCACAAGUCCCCGCAGCUGUUACACAUCUGUAUUGAAGGCUGGGGAAACUGGCGGUGGUCUGAACCAUUCAGUGUGGACAAUACAGGGACCUUUAUUCGUACCAUUCAGUACAAGGGCCGGACAGCAUCACUUAUUAUCAAGGUUCAGCAGCUCAGUGGAGUGCAAAAACAAAUCCUAAUCUGUGGAAGACAGACAGUCUGUAGUUACCUUUCCGAAAGCAUUGAACUGAAAGUGGUUCAGCAUUACAUUAGUCAGGAUGGACAGGCCAUUGUUAAAGAACACAUCAACUGCCUUGCAGCCAAGCAGAAGUUGCCUUCAUAUGUUCUAGAAAACAAUGAGCUCACUGAGCUGAGUGUGAAAGCUACAGGAGAUGAAGACUGGUCCCGAGACGUAUGUCUAAGUUCUAAACAUACAGAACACAGCACUGUCAUUCAGGUACCAUCUUCAAAGAGUUCAAUUACAUAUGUGUGGUGUACAAUUUUGACUUUAGAGCCCAAUUCUCAUGUGCAGCAACGAUUAAUUGUUUUCAGCCCUCUUUUCAUUGUAAGGAGCCAUCUUCCAGACCCAAUUAUCAUACAUUUAGAGAAAAGAAGUCUGGGACUGAAGGAAACACAAGUGAUUCCAGGGAAAGGACAGGAGAAAGCACUGCAAAAUAUAGAACCUGAUCUUACGCAUCACUUGACAUUUCAAGCCAGGGAGGAAGAUGAUCCAUCAGAGUGCGCAGUCCCUAUCUCAACCACGCUGAUUAAACAGAUAGCGACUAAAUCCCAUCCAGGUGGCAAUGUCAACCAAAUACUGUCCGAGUUCUAUGGCACCGCUAAUCCUCCCCAGCCUGUAUGGCCAUAUAGUAGGAAGGAUUCAGACAGCAAUGAACAACUCUCCCAGUGGGAUAGCCCAAUGCGGGUAAAGCUGUCAGUGUGGAAACCGUGUGUUACAACUCUGCUGAUAGAACUCCUGCCCUGGGCUUUGCUUAUCAAUCAGUCCAAGUGGGACCUCUGGCUGUUUGAAGGAGAGAAGAUUGUUCUUCAAGUACCUACUGGGAAAGUCAUUAUACCUCCCAACUUCAAGGAAGCUUUUCAGGUUGGAAUAUACUGGGCAAACACUAAUACUGUGCACAAAUCAGUGGCAAUUAAACUGGUUCAUAAUGUGACCUCCCCAAAAUGGAAGGAUGCCGAUAAUGGGGAAGUAGUAACGUUGGAUGAAGAAGGUUUUGUUGAAGCUGAAAUAAAACUUGGCGCUUUUCCGGGUCAUCAAAAGUUGUGUCAAUUCUGCAUUUCUUCAAUGGUUCGACAAGGUAUACAAAUUCUACAAAUAGAAGAUAAGACAACAAUAAUCAAUGAUACAUCAUAUCAAAUCUAUUAUAUGCCACAGCUUUCUAUUUCCAAACCCUACUCAGGAGAAGAGGCCUUCCACUCCUCAGACAGCACGGUGUUCAGCGUCAGUCCAGCUGGGGCACCCCCCAGCGAGACGCUGAGCGCUGUGCCCUGCUGGGACCUGAUGUCGGACACCAGUCCCUUAACUUCAGGGGCGCCUCUUACAGAAAAACGCCUGCUGCUGACUUUCAGUCCAGGCGGCUGCACUGGCAGGUGUGAGCUGUGGAGCUUACCAGCUGUCAUUAAACAGGAGUUUCCUAGACAGAGCGUGGCGGUGCCCACAGGGGUUUGUAGUGACAGUGGAUUUUGUACCAGAGCUAUAGCACUGACUUAUCAAGAGCAUCUUGGCGUGACAUACCUAACACUUGCAGAAGAUCCUAGUCCUCGUAUAAUUAUCCACAAUAGGUGCUCCGUUCCAUUGCUUGUAAAAGAGAACUUCAAAGAUACACCAAAGUUUGAAGUUUAUUGUAGAAAGAUUCCGGCUGAAUGUUCAGUUCAUCAUGAACUUUACCAUCAAGUCUCCAGCUACCCAGAUUGCAAAACAAGAGAUUUGUUGCCCAGCAUUCUUCUGAAAGUGAUGUCAUCCGAUGAAUUAGUAAAUGAAUGGAGUGAUUUUGUGGACAUCAACAAUCAAGGAACACAAAUUGUGUUCUUAACUGGCUUUGGCUAUGUUUACGUGGACGUUGCCCAUCAAUGUGGAACAAUAGUCAUAACUUUGGCCCCAGAAGGAAGAGCAGGACCCGUCGAGAUCAACCUCAACAGAAGUCAAGAGCAGACCUUGUCAGUGAAAAUGUUCAUCAGUCAGUUAAGUCUUGCUGCAUUUGAUGAUAUUACAAACCACAAAGUGUCAUCUGAACUUCUGCGUCUCACAGCAGACAACGUUUUCCUCCACAUGGCCCCAGCCACCAGCUACCUGAGACCCCUGUCACAGGAGUUCCAGCAGCACGUCAUGGAAGGCCUCCCACAAUUUCAUAGUCUCCAAGUGUAUUGUGAAGACUUGCAACUGGACAAUCAGUUGUACAGCAAAUCCAAUUUCCAUUUUGCAGUCCUGCUGUGCCAAGGAGAGAAAAAUGAGACUGUGCAGUGGUCCAGAGUCAACAACCUCAUUGUUUGUAACAAAGAUUUGGAAAGCUAUAAGGAAAACUGCUUUAUAAAACUCUGCAUUGCUUUUUCCGAGGAAGAGAAUUUCAUGUUUCACGUGAAUGACUUCAGCUUUGAGCUCAAACCUGCUAGGCUGUAUGUGGAAGACACUUUUGUUUACUACAUUAAGACUUUAUUUGAUACGUAUCUCCCAGAAAACAAAACCUCUUGUCAAUCCAUGAAUACUUCAGAUACUAUCCUGAUACUGCCUGAACAAGUGAGAGAGCAUGCAAGAGCUUUAGUCAAGCCAGUGAAGUUAAGAAAAUUAACAAUACAACCUGUUAAUCUCCUUGUCAGUAUUCAUGCUUCGUUGAAAUUGUAUAUAGCCUCAGAUCACACCCCUCUCUCCUUCUCUGUGUUUGAGCGAGGACCCAUCUUCACCACUGCCAGGCAACUUGUCCAUGCCUUGGCCAUGCAUUAUGCUGCUGGAGCACUUUUCAGAGCAGGCUGGGUUGUCGGAUCAUUGGAAAUUCUCGGAAGUCCAGCUAGUCUGGUGAGAAGCAUAGGGAACGGCAUAGCUGAUUUCUUUAGGCUCCCCUACGAAGGGCUGACCAGAGGCCCAGGAGCAUUUGUCAGUGGAGUUUCCAGAGGAACAACAUCAUUUGUAAAACACAUUUCCAAAGGUACACUGACGUCAAUUACCAAUCUGGCAACAAGUCUGGCUCGGAAUAUGGAUAGGCUGUCACUUGAUGAGGAGCAUUACAACAGACAAGAAGAAUGGAGAAGACAGCUUCCAGAGAGCCUGGGAGAAGGACUGAGACAGGGGCUCUCUCGUUUAGGCAUUAGCCUUCUAGGUGCAAUCGCUGGGAUUGUGGAUCAGCCGAUGCAGAAUUUUCAGCGAGUGUCUGAGGCCCAAGCUUCAGCCGGGCAUAAAGCCAGAGGGGUCAUCUCGGGUGUGGGGAAAGGAAUCAUGGGUGUUUUCACAAAGCCCAUCGGAGGGGCAGCUGAGCUCGUCUCCCAGACCGGUUACG